This is a messenger RNA of Colletotrichum scovillei, 1586 nucleotides long. RefSeq names its product fungal specific transcription factor domain-containing protein. The coding region runs from base 327 to 1586 and encodes 419 amino acids. Gene Ontology annotation, molecular function: zinc ion binding; DNA-binding transcription factor activity, RNA polymerase II-specific; RNA polymerase II cis-regulatory region sequence-specific DNA binding. Gene Ontology annotation, biological process: DNA-templated transcription; positive regulation of transcription from RNA polymerase II promoter by galactose. The transcript is spliced from 5 exons. The record is from RefSeq and is a predicted model, not a curated record. Lineage: Eukaryota; Fungi; Ascomycota; Sordariomycetes; Glomerellales; Glomerellaceae. Gene Ontology annotation, cellular component: nucleus.
GAAGUGGUGAGACCUCCUCCUUGUUUUGCUACAGAGUGCUCAACUUUGAUAACCAAUCAUACGUGAUCUCACAGACCAGUGGUCUAGUUGAUCUGUUUGGACAUGCGCAACUCGUCAGCGAAAUCAAGUCUUGGGCUCGUCAGAACCAUAGACUACAAGACGCAGUUUCCGCAACUUUCUACCUCGUUCUUGCCAUAGGCUACCAGUCUUCCGAGGAAGACCUUGCAUCUUCCUACUUUGAACAUGCGCGCAAUAUCGCCCUUGCAAACCUCAGCGGGAAUAUCAAUGUCCCAACCAUUCAGACGUUCAUUCUAGUUACUGUCUAUAUGCUCGGUUCAUGCCAAAUGAAUGGGGCAUUCCUAUUCUUCGGCAUCGCAGUGAGAGCAGCUUACUCGAUUGGGAUCCACCGCACAGAAAUCAACUCUCGUUUUGGUGCAGACGUCCAUAGACAGCGGGAUCGUCUGUGGAAGAGCCUGCGUGUCCUGGAUCUCUUCUUAAGUACAUCAAUGGGCCGGCCACCUGCAACAUCUGACGUGGAUUGCACUGUACCCUACAGGGAGUUGGACGAUGAGGGACAAGAAAUCUUCGAUCUACUCAAUGCCUCAGCGCAAAUAUUCUUGAUCACUGAAGGCAUCGUCGUAGAGGUGUACUCGAGAAGGAAGGUUUCGUAUCAAUUAACCGAGGGUAUCUCACGACAGCUACGAGACUGGUCAAUUCGGUGGUUACAGAGGCUAAAGGACACUGUUUCCGAUACUCGAUCUGACCAAGAAGCAAGCAAGGUGACAGGAGCAUGUCAGGUCCUUUGUUCCUACUACUACGCGGUAAUCUUGGUCUCACGGCCUUUCCUAAUGUAUGAAUUGCACAAGCGACUGGCCGACGGGGUGGCCGAGACACAAACGACAACUUCGGGUCUGACCUCUGGCAAGUCGAAACUUGCUGAUGCGUGUAUCGAUGCCGCAAGCUUCAUGGUCGACAUUUUAGUCGGCCUAGUCGAGAAAGGGGUUCUAAUAGGGCACAUGCCUUUAGUCGUCUCUUGGUUAUUUGCUUCAUCUCUCAUCUUGGGCGUGGGCCUCCUCGGAUCGUUUGGCCGCAUUUUGGAAAAGUACACGCGAAAUUCCAUAUUGGUUCUAGAACAUUUUGCGAAAAUCGAUGCCCACGCCUCACAGUACUCGCAGAUUGCAAAGUCAUUACUCAACGCUGCUCUUGAGUAUCUUGAAAAGAAGGAACUCAGAGAGCGUAUUCAGCGUACUGAAAGCUCAUCACAGCUUUUCGGGCUUGUCCCACGAGAAAGCACUGAGAGCAUCCACAACAUCCAAGCUUCAGCUACUGAGGCCAGUCCGAAUACAAGCACGGAUCGAAGCCUCGUGUCGAAGACACAUAACUCUGGCUCUGGCUUUCUUGGACUUGGUUCGCCAUCUUUUGUGGACGUGGACGCGUCAUUUUUGAACCUUUCAUCCUCCUUACCCAGAACGCCGGAUCUAUCUAUGCUUGAUGGAAGAAACGAGAUGGAUCAUGGGUUUGGGGAUCUGAACUUGUUCCAACUCCUCGAUGGCGACGGACACAUUGAUCUUGGACCUUAUAUUUAA